Messenger RNA from Nothoprocta perdicaria, 1074 nucleotides. RefSeq names its product MARVEL domain-containing protein 2-like. NCBI's taxonomy places the organism in Eukaryota, Metazoa, Chordata, Aves, Tinamiformes, Tinamidae. The record is from RefSeq and is a predicted model, not a curated record. The coding region runs from base 1 to 1074 and encodes 357 amino acids. Gene Ontology annotation, cellular component: bicellular tight junction; cytoplasmic vesicle; apical plasma membrane. Gene Ontology annotation, biological process: bicellular tight junction assembly. The transcript is spliced from 5 exons.
AUGGAGCCGGAGCCGUCGGCGCCCCCUCCCGCCCACUUGGCCCCCAUGAAAUCAUGGCCGGGGCUGCUGCGGGUGCUGGGGGGGCUGCAGCUGCUCUUUGGUGGCACCGUCUUCGCCUGCGUCUGCGCCUACGUGCAGCGCGACGCUGCGUGGCUCACUGGCGAGCUGCCCGCCUGGGGGGGCGCCCAGGGAGCCCCGCUGAUGCCCUUCGUGCUCGUGGUGGCCACCGUGGCCUGGCUGCUGAGCGCCGUCCUGCUGGGACUCAGCGCCACCUCCUACCACCGGAGCGUCCUGCUCCGGGCGGCCUGGUGGCCCCCGACCAAGGCGGCCCUCCAUGCCCUCCUCUUCCUCCUGUACGUGGCGGCCGCGGGGGCCUACGUGGACACUGUCACCCUUGGGGGGCUCUGCUCCUCGCCGCUGGCUGGCGGCCCCCUCCUCAGCGCUCUGUGCCGCCUGGCCGGGGGGCAGGCGGCCGCCCUCGUCUUCCUCUUCCUCACCGCGCUGCUCUACCUGGCCAGCAGCAUCGUCUGCAUCAAGAUGUGGCGACACGAGGCAGCCCGGCGGCGCCGGGGCACCCACCCUCCGCAUGCCCAGGUCCAGCACGUUGUCUUUGAGGAUGAGAUGGGGCCCUCCCAGGCAGGGAAUGAGGCACCCACCCAUGGGGAGAAGCUGGAGACUCCAGGACGCUCCAUGUCCCUGGCCCGUGCUGUCCCAGACUAUGUGCUAAAGUACCCGGCGAUCCGGAGCGCGCCGCAGAGGGAGCAGUACAAGGCCGUGUUCUGCGACCAGCUCGCCGAGUACCGGGAGCUGCGGGGCCGGCUCCGCGCGGCGCGGCGCGCGCUCGGCGAGCUCGACGCGCUCAUGAGCCGGGCGCCGCGGCGCGCGCCCCGCUGGGAGGAGCAGCAAAGGGUGACCCAUGUCUGGCAGGACUACGUCAGAGUGAAGAGGACCCAGGGCCUGUCCCUCCUGGAGAAGCAGGAGCGCUGCAACUACCUGAGGAAGAAGCUGCUGCACAUCAAGUCCCGGAUCCGCGAGUACGACCAUGCUGCUCCCGAGAGCUCCGUUUGCUUCUGA